This is a messenger RNA of Rhipicephalus microplus (southern cattle tick), 543 nucleotides long. Its product is annotated as ubiquinol-cytochrome-c reductase complex assembly factor 2. Gene Ontology annotation, biological process: mitochondrial respiratory chain complex III assembly. The record is from RefSeq and is a predicted model, not a curated record. Gene Ontology annotation, cellular component: mitochondrial matrix. NCBI's taxonomy places the organism in Eukaryota, Metazoa, Arthropoda, Arachnida, Ixodida, Ixodidae.
CAGUCCAAGCUCAACUUUCACGUCCGUUCACGCCGAUGUCCUCGUUCGCAAAUGGCUGGGGCGAACUUGUACCGCGAAUACAUGAAAAUCUGCAGCGUCUGGCGCGCUGAUCCCGUGCGGAGCGGCAAAUGCCUGGGCGAGUACGUGCGGCGUAGGGUGGCCGAAGAGUUUCGCCAUAGUGAGCAGACCGUGGUGCCGGACGCCGAACUGUGCACCCGCCGACUCGAGAGCCUCCGAGCCGUCGCCUCAGAUCGGUACGCCAAGCAGUACCCCAGGGUCUCCGUGUCCUCGGCCACGGGGCUCACUAGGGCCGAGUGCGCCAAGGUGGUCGUCGAGAACCUGCACACCGCCGAGGGAGCCGAACAGGAGAAGUCGCUGCUCGCGAAGCUCAAGGAACGGCUCUCUUUCAAGACCGACACAUCGCCGCCUGCUGAACGCAGGAAGUGAGGAGCGAGUAGCUGUGCAACCUGCCGUGUUCUUUGGUGUUUGUAGUCACUGCCCUGUCCCGGUUUGGAGUUUCGUAGAGAUUCUUCGAGCGAGAGA